AUGAUGACUUCGGAGCGAAGAUCAGAGACAGCAUCGGAGGUGCAAGGAGAGGUAACUGAGAAAUUGAGCUGCCCCAUCUGCUUUCAAGCCUUUGGUAAGCUUGGCCCUUUGAAUGAUCAUUUGGAUAAGGACCACGGAUUUGGGGGACCUGAGGUUAAAGCUGGAGGGAACAGCAACGGGAGAGCAUCUAGGAAGCAGCACAAGCGAGAACGAGGCCCCAAGAGUCAUCACAGAGCCCUUGAAAUCGGAUUAUCGCAAUGCAACGAGUGCCAUCAGCGGCUUAAAAGGGGCGAGGAGGCCCAAAAUUGCAUGAAAUGUGGCGAACUCUUCUGCAAGAAGCACUGCCAGAAUGUAAUGAAACUGGACGGUAAGGGUCAAUAUGAGCCUACCCAGGGCAAAUGGCGGAUUUGCUGUUACAAGUGUUACAGUGAGAGACCAGGAUACAAUGACUAUGGGGCCGUUAAAGACCUUACAAAUUCUUUCCAAAAGCUGAGGAAUCUGAAAAGCGAGGAUAAGCAGCUUCAGAUACUUCACCUGGAGAAUAGACUGGUGAGACUCAUAGAUGGAAUAGCGUUUAUUCUGCGAUCUCACGAAGAGAGCCUUUGGGGAAAUCUUACAACGAAUAGCGAGGUCGCAAGGUAUGAACGAACGGUGACGUCGUGGCGACAAGACAAAGAAGCCUCGAACUGUUAUGUCUGUAAUCAGCCUUUUGGAAUAAUGCUUCGCAAACAUCACUGUCGACUCUGUGGUAACGUCGUUUGCGACAAUGAAACUGCUAAUUGUUCCAACAGGAUACCCAUAUCUAACCUGGUCAACGCUGCUGAUGACAUCCCGUUCACAGAGCCGAGAUCUGAUCUUCUGAAGCGUACUAUAUCGGUACGAAUUUGCUCUAGGUGUACUCACAGUCUUUACUUCGGCAGAAAGUUCAAGAAGGACCAAGCAAAACCGCUGUCUCCUCUGCUAUCCCAGUGCGAGAAGAUCCACAACGUCUCAAGAUCUAUAUUAAAUUUAUUAUCGCUUCUAACAGCGUCCUUGGAAGAAAUCGAACGACUGCGAAGCAGUGAACAAACACAGUAUCAAGCAAGCAUCGACGAGUCAGCCAGACUCAGAGCCAAACUAUUUCGAACCAUUGCAUCGUAUACUCAAUUGGCAAAAUCCAUAGCCACUCUGCUGCCUAGAAAUACGGCAGAAAGAAAGAUCCAGCAGUCAAUUCGAAUGGCUUCAUCAAUCUUCAUCAAUGAAAAACUGGUCCACAUGAAGUCUUUACCAGUCCCUUCCUCUGACGCCGACCAGCCCCAUCUGCAAGCUGAUCAAGUUGCCAAGCCCUUCAAACUUGUUUACAAUAACUUGAGCAUCAAAGAGGUAAAACGGUUCCGAGAAGAACUAAUGGUUCUCAAAGAGCAGAGAUUUCUUGUCGAGUCCAUGAUAGAAAACUGCAAGAAGCAAAGAAAUUUCGAUGAGAUCACAAUUUUAAGCUCCAACCUGCAAGAACUAGAUUCGAGGAUAGCCGCAAUCCAACUGGGCCUUGGUGACCAGGGUUUUGUCUAA
Messenger RNA from Torulaspora globosa, 1548 nucleotides. It is a transcript of the gene PEP7, whose product is annotated as phosphatidylinositol-3-phosphate binding protein. The transcript has a single exon. Bases 1 to 1548 code for a protein of 515 amino acids. Gene Ontology annotation, molecular function: metal ion binding. NCBI's taxonomy places the organism in Eukaryota, Fungi, Ascomycota, Saccharomycetes, Saccharomycetales, Saccharomycetaceae. The record is from RefSeq and is a predicted model, not a curated record.